Asterias rubens (European starfish) is the source of this 961-nucleotide messenger RNA. RefSeq names its product aqualysin-1-like. The coding region runs from base 1 to 903 and encodes 300 amino acids. Gene Ontology annotation, biological process: proteolysis. The transcript is spliced from 7 exons. The record is from RefSeq and is a predicted model, not a curated record. NCBI's taxonomy places the organism in Eukaryota, Metazoa, Echinodermata, Asteroidea, Forcipulatida, Asteriidae. Gene Ontology annotation, molecular function: serine-type endopeptidase activity.
AUGCCAAGCAAAGCUCUCAACUUAGUUCGUGCUCAUUCUGCUGUCAAGUAUGUUGAAGAGAACGGUAUGGUGUAUGCAUCCGAGACCUGGGGGCUAGACCGUGUAGAUCAGAGGGAGCUGCCCCUGGAUGACUCCUAUUUGCCGACCCAGGGAGACGGCAGUGGGGUGAGCAUCUACAUCAUAGACACUGGUGUCAGGACAACCCAUGAGGAAUUUGAAGACAGGGCCAAGUUUGUCUACGAUGCCGUUGAGGGAGCUGUGGGUAAUGGCACUGACUGUCGUGGUCACGGGACUCAUUGCGCGGGAACUGCUGCUGGGCUUGUGUACGGCGUGGCCAAGAAAGCCUCCGUUUAUGGCGUGCGUGUAUUGGGAUGCCAGGGGUCCGGGUCAUGGUCGUCCGUUAUUAAUGGAAUGGAUUGGGUGGCUAAGAAUGGCGACCGGCCUGCCGUAGCAUCAAUGUCCCUAGGUGGAGGUGGCUCUCGUUCAGUGGAUGAUGGUGUGGGCGCCUUGCAUCGUGCUGGUGUGACGGUCGUUGUAGCUGCUGGCAACAAUGGAGAUGAUGCAUGUACAAAGUCACCAGCAAGAGCACCCGAGGCCAUUACCGUAGGGGCCAGUGAGAUCGAUGACUCCAGAGCUUACUUCUCAAACUACGGAGGGUGUGUCGACAUCUUUGCUCCUGGUCGCUAUAUUACCAGCGCCUGGCACGAGAGAGACGACCAGUAUAACACUAUUAGUGGCACCUCAAUGGCAACACCACACGUCGCAGGUGCGGCUGCGCUACUUCUGAGCGUUGACCCAUCUUUGACCCCAGCUGAAGUCACCCACAAACUCUUGAACAGCGCCACCAAGGAUAAGGUCACGGAUGCCCGAGAUUCGCCAAAUCUUCUCCUGUACACACCUUAGAUUCAUCAAGGUCAAACUACCAAUAUAAAUGCAAUUUUGAAUGGAUUAUAAUAAUUAA